GCACCUAAACAGUGAACACGCCCUGGAUGACCGGAGCACGGCCCAGUGUAGAGUCCAAAUGCAAGUCGUACAGCAGCUGGAAAUACAACUUUCUAAAGAACGUGAGCGUCUUCAGGCGAUGAUGGCCCACUUGCACAUGCGGCCCUCGGAACCCAAGUCAUCUCCCAAACCACUCAACUUGGUGUCCAGCAUCACCAUGUCCAAGAACCUGCCCUCAGCAUCGCCCCCCAACUUACCUCAGACGCCCACCACGCCCACAGCCCCCAUCACCCCCAUGACUGGCAUGCCCCAGGUGCCCUCAAUACUGGGAGGAGCCAACGUCCCCAGCAUGGGAGCCAUGCGCAGACGCCACUCGGACAAAUACUCCAUGCCUCUGUCGUCAGGUGGUGAAACAGUAUUUAUUUUUCCGGAGAUCGCCCCAAACUACGAGUUUUAUAAGAACGCAGAUGUCAGACCGCCAUUUACUUAUGCAACCCUCAUAAGACAGGCUAUCAUGGACUCUGCCGACAUGCAGUUAACGCUUAAUGAAAUCUACAGCUGGUUCACACGCACGUUCGCCUACUUCAGACGCAACGCUGCGACUUGGAAGAACGCUGUGCGCCACAACCUCAGUCUGCACAAGUGCUUUGUGCGUGUGGAGAACGUGAAGGGGGCGGUGUGGACGGUGGACGAGAUGGAGUACCAGAAACGCAGGUCGCAGAAGAUCACAGGGAGCCCGUCACUUGUUAAGAACCUGCCCUGCAGUCUCGGCUAUGGAUCGGCGCUAAACGCCAGUUUACAGGCUGCCCUGGCAGAGACCUCCCUGCCCCUGCUGGGGACCCCCGGCCUCAUGAACAGCGGCUCCACGGGCCCCAUGGGAGGCAGCUGCCACGGCCUCCUCGGCGGAGACCCCUCCAUGCUGAUGGGCGGGUGUCAAGGACUUUUGGGCGGAAGCCCACCAGGACUUUUGGGCGGCAGCCCCCCAGGUAUGCUGGGCUGCAGCCCCCCCACCCUGCUGCAGUCCGCCCAUGAGGGACUCAACGGGCUUUACGACCACCUGGACACCAACGGACACGGCAGCCCCGGAUACUCCCCCCCAGUACACAUGUGAAGUGUUUUUAGGAAAUGAGAGCCGCUCAACAUGGACGACGAGACUGUCCGAUGUCCACUGGUGACGGACAGCCAAAAUCACAGUCCAGAGCUGGACACGACGCGGGAGCUGGAGAAGGGAUACUUAUCAGAGGACCCGGAGUGACUAGGAUAGCCGUUUUUCUGGCCGAGUAGCCCUCCGCGCGCCGCCGCGACUGGUUGCUCGCCACGACAGACUGCCUUUGGACAUAGAGUAACGGAAACCACUCGCACAGUUCUCUGCGUGGGGUCUCGUCUGAGCUUUAUUGAGCCGAUGGCAGUCCGGAUGGGAGACUGGUCCAAAGGAACUCUUUUGGCGCGGGCCUUUGGAACGGGGACAAGACAGGCAUGAGAUGGGUGUCUGAUAGAAAGAGAGAAUUCGAUUAGAGAGUGCGUGGGCCACGUACGAGUACAAAGGAGGAUGACUCAAGGAUACUGGGAGAAAAAAAAACAAAUCAGUGUUCCGUUGAAAAAGCUAGCGCCUAGUUUAUACGGCCAAAACAGAAGACGGUUUGAUGGUUUGUGGAAUAACCCCCCCCCCCCGCCGUAGUAGUUGUUCAUGUCUAGAGACGAUUGCUGGUUCAAUUCAACUUGUUGCUCUGUUUUCAUUUGCACAGGAGUAGUCUCAGAAAUCCGUGUCACUGCCUGUAUGUUGCUACUAUUAUGAAUAACAGUAUAUUAUUUUUAGCUUCUUUUUCUUUUAACCAUGGUUAAUUUCAAAAUCUGACACCACCAACUGUAAAUGCCAUUCCCUGAAUCACACCGGAAAUAACGGAAAACUGCGGAUCCAAGACUGUUGUUGCAGCUGUCCAAAAAAAAAAAAGAGAAAAAAAAAAAGUUGGCUUCCAGUCUAUUAUCUGUUUGUGGUUAAAAGUAAAAAAAACUGGAAAUUAAGUUGGGGUAAAAUUACUAGUUUGUAUAAAGCACCAUUUACAAAACAGAUGCAUUUCCGCAUAAUUUCCCUCUUGCUGUCCUCUUUACCUCCUCGUUCUAAAGCUUUGUCUACCUGCAAACAGUCACAGGCAACAGCUAGAAACCAAAGCCAACACUAGCAAUGGCCAAUAGCUUAUAAACAGAAGCCACCAAACUCCUCUUGGUCCGUCUUCUGCGACUUUAAACUAGUACAAAGAGAAGCUUUCGUUCCGCAAACUACCUUCGAAUAACCUCUGGGAUUGUUUCAUUUAGCCCGAUACAAAGAUGAUCACGAGACAGAAAGAGAGAGGGGGGAAUAAAUGCUGAUUUUGAUGUGUAAUUUGAUUCAUAGAGCAUCCACGUUGGAGAUUUUCUGCCAGAAAUACUGUAGCUAAAAAAAAGGUGAUGCGAUGUUGGUGACCGGUAGAGAGCAGCUAACUGUAAAAGUGGAUCAUGACCAAAACAAAACAUUUGUGUAUUCAAUGGAAGUGCAGAAACAUUGUGUUGUUGUGAAGUUUCUUUCCCUUUUUGUUACGCAUUACACUUUUUGUUUUUUAUUUCCAUGAUUUUUUUCUAACCUGGUGAAUUUGUAAUGUUCUAAGUGGGACUGUCAAAAUAAUGUCACGUCUUAUUUCCGUGGCGGUUUUCCGAGGCCGCGUCGAAAAACUGAAAACAUCGCUAACCAAACAUGAAAAAUAUCUAGUGAAGCCAAAUAAGUCAUAAUUUCAAGUUGAUAGGAAAUGGCUUGGUUACCAUGUGAAAGCAAAUAAUAAUAGCCAUUGCAGAAAAGGAUAUCUAAGGUGAAGGUGGUAUUUGCUUUAACGUCAUCGAAUACCCAUCGUGUGGUUCAUAGCUUCUAAACUAUAUAGAUACACCUGGUGUCGGCACUGAUGUACUCUGUAUGGGUAACCAGCUUUUUAUAACACACUUGGUAUUUAUAGAGACUAAAGAAAUAUAGUGCAUCCCGUCAUUUCCCUCACAGUCAUCUAGAAAAGUGUUGUUGCUUUAAAGGUCAUUUCUGUUUUCAGUAAACCAAAGUUACACAAAGUUCUGCCUCCUCUUGUACGGGAUAAAGAAAUGCUAAACCAACCACACACACACACACCCUGUCAGAGCCUAGCAUACAUGUGCGCGGACACACACACACACACACACACGCAGAUCCUGAGCUUUUGGUCUGCCCACCUCCUCGUUGGGUCCGGCUGCAGAGGAUGCUGUCAGAGAACCAGCGAGUGGCUUUGCAUUGUGCUGUAAUGACCAAAAUGGAAACACUGUGCAUAGUUUGUUUUCAAGUGUUGCGCCGAGCCCAGGGAUUGGCUGUAAGAGCUUAACACGCUGACACGUGCAGUACUCUACAAACACGCAGCAUGUAAAGUACACACACACACACACACAUGCCAGUACCACGUCAAGAGGGCCCAGGAACAAAGCUUAUCCCUUCAAUACUUUAGCUGGAGACAACAAAACGAGUUGAAGACGACGUUCUUAAUAAUCUUACCACACCAAAUAAAAAGGACGCUGCGUCUUUAAAAAAAAAAAAAAAAGACAAAAAAAGGGUUCUCCCACUUACCCAAAAAGGCUUUCUAAAAGCUUCUACCUCUGCACAACAAAAAUUCAGAACAAUUAUGACAGAUUGCACGAGUUAUUAGAGCGCCACAAGAGCUGUUACACUUUGCUUGUCUCAUAGGACGUGGCUCAAACCAACGUUUACAUUCCCUGCGUCAAGAUAUGGAAGAUUUGCAUUGUAAUAGGUUGUCCUCAAACAUUUGUAGAAUGAUAAUGUAUAGAUUACCUGUAAGGGAAUAUUGUGUUUUAAAAAUGCAUGUCUAAAAAUCAUUUGGUGGACUGGAAACAAGAACCAAUAAAAAUAAUAUAAUAAAAAUCAUCGGGACGAUGGCCUAAAUGUACAAUGCAUAGGAGUGCGUUACCUCAGAUAUACUGUUUUGGGAGGGAUGAAACCUGUCAGCCACAGAAUGCAUAUUACCUGUAGAUUUGCAUGGGUUUUGUAUAAAUUAAGUAAAAAAAAUGUCUAAAAUAGUUGCUUGCACAUAAUACCAGAAAGACCUCCAGAACUGCGAUCUGCUCCUCCACUAGAUUUUAGGAUUGUCUGGAUUUUCUGGGUUGAUUUUGUCUGUAUUUUGAUAACUGUGCAUACUUAUGUAAAAAAAUGUUGGUGGACCCAUAAAUUUACCAGACUUUUUUCUAAGAGGAAAAAAAAUCUCAGUGUUUCUUUUCUGACUUACCUGAAUUUUUACUGUUUCUCUCUCAUUGCUCGCUAAGAAUAGCAAACCUGCUUUUUCUGCAUCUGCUUUGCGUAGCUGUAAGGCUUAACCUAAUGUGUGUAUUUAUUGCUUGUACCUCUGUGCAUACUUUAUGAAGCAUUAUGUCUGGCAGUUGAGUCAUGUAUCCUUUCUACUGCUAUCCUUCUCUAAUAAUUGGGAAUAUGAUCCCCCUAUGUAUACAGUAAAUUGGGACUGUAGCAAACAUAUGUUUAUGUAAUUGGUGAAAACUUUUAUGUUUUUCUUUCAUUUCCUUUCGAGAUUCAACUACUUUUUUUGAUACUCUUCAUUACUGUGUACUGUGUCCAUACGUUAAAGGUUCUCUGACAUUAGAAGGUCAUGGUUGAGAAUUGUAACAGACGUUAUUAUUUUCUGUAUUCAUGGCAUUUCACUGCUGAAUAAAAUAAAGGACCAAAACUUGGAAU
Messenger RNA from Notothenia coriiceps (black rockcod), 4723 nucleotides. Its product is annotated as forkhead box protein P2-like. Lineage: Eukaryota; Metazoa; Chordata; Actinopteri; Perciformes; Nototheniidae. The record is from RefSeq and is a predicted model, not a curated record. Gene Ontology annotation, biological process: regulation of transcription by RNA polymerase II. Gene Ontology annotation, molecular function: RNA polymerase II cis-regulatory region sequence-specific DNA binding; DNA-binding transcription repressor activity, RNA polymerase II-specific. Gene Ontology annotation, cellular component: nucleus.